AUCUUAACGUACAUAUAAAAUAAAUUAGUGAAAAGAUGAUUUCUUCCCCCAACCGGCUGAUCUCUCUGUCUCGCGCGUCUUCACCUGCGUAUUCUGGGACUGGUGCUCUCAGCUUUGUGAAUUCCUUGAAUACUAGGACAAUUAGCCAAGAUGCAGAAUGAAGAAGGACAAAACAUGGAUCUCUACAUCCCCAGGAAGUGCUCUGCCACAAACAGGCUGAUCACUUCUAAGGAUCAUGCAUCUGUCCAGAUCAAUGUUGGACACCUGGAUGAAACUGGCCGAUACACUGGCCAGUUCUCCACCUUUGCUCUUUGUGGAUUUGUUCGUGCCCAGGGUGAUGCUGACAGUGCUCUUGAUAGGCUCUGGCAGAAAAAGAAAGUUGAAGUUCGACAGCAGUGAUCUGGUUGGUGAACUUCUGAUCUCAAUUCAUUCAGAGCCCUUUUUCGGUUUAUUUUAGGAUUUUUAUGUGUGAAGCUUCAAUUAUGGGCUGGGAUUGAAAUUUAAUGUUUGCAAUUAAAAUUGAUACUAUUUGACCUUUGCGAAGCUUUGGUGGUGUUUAUGUGCUUUUGAGAUAUUUAAUUGUUUUUAAUUUUAAUUUAGUUGUUUCACAUAAAUCUGUUUUGAGAUACUGGAAAAAUAAUCGAACAAAUUACUGAAUGCAUAAAGUA
This is a messenger RNA of Olea europaea var. sylvestris, 668 nucleotides long. Its product is annotated as 40S ribosomal protein S21-2-like. The record is from RefSeq and is a predicted model, not a curated record. Gene Ontology annotation, molecular function: structural constituent of ribosome. The transcript has 4 exons. Gene Ontology annotation, cellular component: cytosolic small ribosomal subunit; ribosome. Gene Ontology annotation, biological process: endonucleolytic cleavage to generate mature 3'-end of SSU-rRNA from (SSU-rRNA, 5.8S rRNA, LSU-rRNA); endonucleolytic cleavage in ITS1 to separate SSU-rRNA from 5.8S rRNA and LSU-rRNA from tricistronic rRNA transcript (SSU-rRNA, 5.8S rRNA, LSU-rRNA); translation. The coding region runs from base 151 to 399 and encodes 82 amino acids. Lineage: Eukaryota; Viridiplantae; Streptophyta; Magnoliopsida; Lamiales; Oleaceae.